Messenger RNA from Sus scrofa (pig), 3960 nucleotides. NCBI's taxonomy places the organism in Eukaryota, Metazoa, Chordata, Mammalia, Artiodactyla, Suidae. The record is from RefSeq and is a predicted model, not a curated record.
CCCACCCCCCGACCUCACUUCCGCCCCACGGCAAGAUGGCGGCGCCCGGGCCCUGCCACGCAGACUUCCGCCCGGCGCGGAGGCCUAGGGUGGGCUGCGGGUCGCAUUGGAUGUGAAGUCUGGACGCGCGAGGUGCGGAGCUGCAGCCCAGGCAACAUGUCGGAAGGAAACGCCGCCGGCGAUCCCAGCACUCCAGGAGGGUCCCGACCCCUCCUGCCCGGUGCCCGGGGGCUUAUCGGGAGGAGGCCGGCGCCUUCCCUCACCCCAGGCCGCCUUCCCUCCAUCCGCUCCAGGGACCUCACCCUCGGAGGAGUCAAGAAGAAAACCUUCACCCCAAAUAUCAUCAGUCGGAAGAUCAAGGAAGAGCCCAAGGAAGAAGUAGCAGUCAAGAAGGAAAAGCGUGAAAGGGAUAGAGACCGACAGCGAGAGGGCCAUGGAAGGGGCCGGGGGCGCCCAGAAGUGAUCCAGUCCCACUCCAUCUUUGAGCAGGGCCCAGCUGAAAUGAUGAAGAAGAAGGGUACAAAGCUGCCGGGGCUCUGGGAGGAAGGAAUCAGUGGCUUUCAGGUCCAGCUGCCCACGAGGAGGGCAAGGGCAGUGGCAUUCCCCUGCUUGCUCCCAGUUAGCUCUCCUUGCUGUUGGCCUCUUCUUUACUUCUUGCAUCAUUUCCCACAGGGAACUGGGAUAAGACCGUGGACAUGUUGGCCUUGCUGUUGGCAUGUUGGACAUGCCUCCUUGCUGUUGGCCCCUUCUUUACUACUUGCGUCAUUUCCCACAGGGAACUGGGAUAAGACCGUGGACAUGUCAGACAUUGGGCCCUCUCACAUCAUCAACAUCAAAAAGGAGAAGAGGGAGACGGACGAAGAAACAAAACAGAUCCUGCGUAUGCUGGAGAAGGAUGAUUUCAUCGAUGACCCUGGCCUAAGGAAUGACACUCGAAAUACACCUGUGCAACUGCCACUGGCUCACUCAGGCUGGCUUUUUAAGGAAGAGGAUGAAGAAGCAGAUGUUAAACCCUGGCUUCCUGGCCACAAGGAAGAGGACAUGGAUGUGGACGGGCCUGCUGUGAAAGUGAAAGAAGAACCACGAGAUGAGGAGGAGGAGACCAAGGUGAAGGCUCCUCCCAGAGCCACCCGGAAGACCCCGAGCCUACCGAAGGACGUGUCUGUGGCAGAGCUGCUCAGGGAGCUGAGCCUCACACAGGAGGAAGAGCUGCUGUUCCUGCAGCUGCCAGACUCGCUCCCUGGCCAGCCACCCACUCAGGACAUCAAGCCUGUCAAGACGGAGGUGCAGGGCGAGGAUGGCCAGAUGGUGGUUAUAAAGCAGGAGAAAGACCGGGAAGCCCGCCUGGCAGAGAACACCUGUACCCUGGCUGACCUGACAGAGGGCCAGGUUGGCAAGCUGCUCAUCCGCAAGUCAGGGAAGGUGCAGCUCCUCCUGGGCAAGGUGACUCUGGACGUGACGAUGGGAACCGCCUGCUCUUUCCUGCAGGAGCUGGUGUCCGUGGGCCUUGGAGACAGUAGGACGGGUGAGAUGACAGUCCUGGGACAUGUGAAGCACAAACUUGUAUGUUCUCCCAAUUUUGAAUCCCUGUUGGAUCACAAGCACCGGUAAAACGAGCAGAUGGAGCAUGGUGGUGACUGCCCACGGCUGCUGCCUGCUCCAGACGUUUUGUUCUCAAAUCUGUUGGACCCAGAAGGGGCCUGUUUAGCCCACCCACUCCAGCCAUUGUCCCAGUUUUCCCCCCAGGGCCCACGCGGCUCCCUCCCACAGCAGCCGUGAAUGGCGACGACCUUCCCACAGCACAGAAACUGCACCUCCUCACCGCUGGGGGAUUUGUCCUUGCUAUUUAUUUUUAUAUUUAUGUCUUAUCUCUUCACCUGCCUGUCCCCUCCCCAGGUGGAGAGGGGACGGUCUGUGGGAAAGGGUGCUUUCCCUUUGCUUCUCAGGGUGGGAAACGGAAGGACGGCUGCUUUUGCUCCCUCCUUCCUCCUGUGAGGCAACGCCCAAGAGCGAGUGGGGAAUUCUUGAGUCUGAGAUGCAGUCCCAGCUCUGCUGUUACUAAUCGUGUGAUUGGUCAAACUACCUAACCUUUCUGAGCCUCAUGUUCCUCAUCUGAGAAAAAUGAGGACGAUACCUACCUCGCAGGGUUGGUGUGAGGAUGAAAUGGAGCAUUUUCGAUGAAAACUCCUUGCACAAGGCCAGAUGUACACAGUAGUCACUCAAUAAAUGUUAGUUUAGUUUCCCUUUGCCUGAGUCUAUUUUCAAGCCAGUGUUGCAGCUCCCUUUGCCGUGAGCUUAGCAAACCACCUUUGGAACAGGUGUGAACCACACAGGCUCUUCCUGACUUAAGUGGCCCCAGAGAUUUUGGACGGAUAUGCCUUCCUUCCCUCCUUCUCUUUGUUCUUUGAGCCUGUUUUUUAUUCAUCAUUCAUUCUACACUGAGCCCAGCAAGCUCCUAGCCACAGCCAGGAGGCAGGACUGACUAGUCCCCACGUCACCCUUCUGUAACUAAGAGCUCAGUGAGCUCUGUUGGAUGCUGAUGUUCUGAUCUUUGUAGAGGACAAGCAGAAAGGGUUCCUGGAGUCGUGGGCCGUGGAAGUCCUGUUUAGUCGAAGGCUGAGCUUUGGUGAAGCAACUGCUUCUUUGUCUCUGGGCUUCAUUGUUUGCUGCUUCUCCUUUUCAGGAGUAAUGCACUGCCAGUGAGUCUCCGUUGUAGUCCUCUCUUUGUUUCUCUUGGUUUGUCUGGUUCAGAAACACUCUUCUUUUCCAGGCUAACUCAAACCUGCCUCGUGAGAUGUUGGGUGUUUUAGUCUUUAGUUGUUUGUUCUGCGGAGGCCUGAGGGAAAGCAUCUCCCACUUGACAGUUCAUCGCUUCACCGUUUCAGGUAUCUUGGGGAUUAAGUCAUGACUCGGCGUCAGCAUCUCCAUGACCUCUCUCUCUCUUCCUCAUACACAAGUUGGACAGUGUUGGUAGAAGGACAGGGCAGGCACCCAGAGCACACAUUUCUACCAACAGAUAAAUGCAAAUAACAAGGACAAAAAAGCCCAAAGCUAAAUUCAUGUAUGAGUGAAAAAUGGAUGCAAAUUUAUUACUCUCUACAUCUGUGUGUAUUUUGUUAAUAUGCCGAAUGUGCACUAUAUAGGCUUGUUCAUUUUUAAUUACUUUGCUAAGUCACAGAGUGUGGGUUUUAGAGUCAGAAACGGGUUUGAAUCUAACUACCAGUAAUUUUGGGGGAAAUUACCCUCCCUAAGUUCAAUUUUUCUCAUUUUCUGUAAAAAUGAGGUAAUAGUAGCUUUUUAAUAGGGUUGCUUUUAAAUUAUAGUGGACACAAAGCAUUUAUUUCGUGCCAGACAGAAAAGUGGUUCUGUCAGGAUGUAUUCAGCACAAGUAACCAAAAACUAGACUGACAGUGACGUAAACAAUUAGGGCAUUUAAUUAUCUCAUGUAAUGGGAAGUCUGGAAAUAGAUGGUUCCAGAGUUGGGUAGCAGCCAGAAUGUCAUCAGAAUUUUCUUGGAUCCAUUUGUUCUGCCAUCCUUGGUCUUGCAAAGUGGCUGUUACAGCUCAGCAUCCUUUCUUCAAAUUACAGUGUCCAAAGCCAAAGCUGGAAGCAAAGUAGACAGCAGCAAAGGAACUUUCUCCUCAUGCUGUUCUCAUCAGAAGGAAUAUCCUUUAGAGGCCCAAAGAGACUUGCCCUUAUGUCUCUUGAUAGAGCUGGGCCACCCUUGCAUGGGCACUGGCAGAGAGGGGUGGACAGUUUGUCCCCUGGCACUGACAGCUUGUUGCCUAUGAGACGGUUUUGUUAGUAGGUAGGAAACAGGAAUGGCAGUUAGGUAGACAGUCCAUGAUAGCUGCCACCACAAUUAAAAAAUACACUGUCUAUUGUAAAAUCCUAAAGUAGGUAGAAUUUUUGAAAUGUUCAAUUACCUUUUAUUCUACUAAAUAAACCAGUUUUAAUAUU